CGCCUUUGAAGCGUUCUGCAGAGCGGGGUCAAGAACAGAUCGGCCCAUCCGACCGAACAGACCUUCCGAGCGUCCUUUGGCCGGGUUUUGGGCUCAAUCCAGGCGUUUCACUCCGUUUCACCCAGAAGUCCUGACGUAUCUGCGGGGGCCUGACACUGGCCUCUUUUCGGCUAUGGGGCGUUUCAUGACCUCCCGCGCACGUGGAACUGCUGCGCGCGAGCCAGGACCUCUCGCUUCAGAGAAACGCUCUUUCCUUUGGGAGCGGUGGAAGCAGCAAAAGUCCGAACGUGGUGAUGCUAGAGCUGUGGAGAUUGAAUUGGAAGAUGAAGAAGCACCGCUGUUGUCUCUACAGGACCAACCCCGUGCAGGGAUUCAGGUGGUCGCCAAGAUCGUUUGGCCCAAGGAGCUGGGGUAUGAGCCGAACGGCCGGAUGAGGUUGACUACGGACUUCGGAUUGCUCGUCUCAUUGGAGUUGAAAGAAGGCGACGUUGGCCUCCAUUCAGUCCUAAAGCUGGCUCCGGACAAGCGAGUCAAAGAAGAGCAGACCCAGACAUUCUCCUUCUACCUGGGGCCGGAGGAGGAGAUUGUUGGACUUUCAUACCAUGAGGUCAUGGAAGGAGAGGGUUCUUUGUACUACCACGUGCACUUGAUUCUGCAGAAGUGCCACACUGCAGAGACGUGGAGGGAGCCGCUGAGCCGGCACAACUUGUGGCCAGUGCCCACCCAUGCAGGCCACCUUCGUGAUCUCCCCAAGGGCAUCAGCAAGAAACUACUCAAGAAACUUGCAGAAGAUGGGGCGGAGCCUGCUAAGGCUAUCCAAUGCCUGAGGUUUCUGAAGGGGAAGGAGCAAGAUCACCUCACUGGUGUGCUCUACACGAACAGUUCAGGUUGCUGCGACAUUCUUGGCCUAACUGGGCAGAGCAUGGGUUUUUGGUUGGAACUCAUUCUUUUACACUUUGGUUUGCCAUACAUGGACUUGGUCCUGGACAUCAUGCAGCUACGGCUGUUUGCCACCACUGGAAUGUAUGACUAUGUGCUCUUCAAUUUGACAGGACUAGCCCUUCCAGUUCUGAUCUCAAUCCGCCACGUGUUGGAAUUCUUUUCGCAGAGAAACCCAGAGCUGGAUGUCCUGGAAGCAGGUGGCAGGUACUGCGCUCCGUGUCUGGCCAUUGCAAUGGUGCUAGCAGUGGUCUUGCAGAUGCACAUUGUGUGCCUCACAGUUUGGUCCGCAUCCAUGCGCAAAAUGCAUCCGCUUCUGGCGUGUGUCAAGUCCGCCGAGGUGGGUGAAGCUGCUGUCUCGGCAGUAGUGCAGAUGAACUUCCUCGUUUGCAUGCUUGCUGGUGUGGAUGCCUUCAGCACGUUAGACUUGGACACCAGCCAAGUGUGGAGACUGGGAGCAUCAAUCUGCAUCUCUUGCUUCUCUCUUGGCCUCGCCUUUGCGAGCAAAGACACGGUGGGGUCGAAGGUGUUGGGGUUGCCAGGCAAGCUCGAAAUGGCACCUGAGCCAGUGUUAGCAGGCCUGGUGGUUGUUCGUGCUCUGGAAGUAGCUUCCAGAAUCCUGUCCAUCAAUGUCAUCCACAUCUCGACGAGGAUGCGCUCUAUUUCAGUUGGAGGCCCUGUCGCCAUCUUGCUUUUGCUGCUGACAUCGUGUUUGCUGCUGAAUGAAGGAGGAGUACCCGACUACAUCGCCGGUGUGAUUGGCCAUCCCGGUCAAGUGCUAGAGCAGACAUCACUCCUCUCCAUUUACAGGUCCUUACUGGUUCAUUGUGUGUUGAUGCUUGUCGCAUUGGGGCUACAACUGGCAGCGAGACCGGCCGAUUCGGUAUUUGAUGAUGCCAAGGUGAUGCCGGACUGGUUGAUGGGCCUUUGGCUGAGCACCGGCAUUGUGAGCACUGUCAGCCUCAUUGCCUUCGCACGGCACGGCUCUCAAGUGGAACACCCCAUCUUUGUUGGCCUGAAGCAGAAGGGCGCGAACGUGGACUACUUGUCCUAUUCUGCCCUGGCAGCUGAGCUCCAAAACAAUGAGGUGCCGAAAGCUGCCAUGGAAGCUGCAGCGGCCGUGUGCUGCAUCGAUGCCGAUUUGCAGAACGGACAUUUGGAUCCAAAGUCUUCCAAGACCAUAGCAGCCAUCGUCGCUCCAGUGCGACAUAUGCGCCGUGUCUCCAUACGUUGUGAUGCAAUAUCACAGCUGGCAAAAUUUGUGGCAGGCAGCCUCCUUGAAUCGCCAGCCGCCAUGACAAGAGCUGAUUCCCAAAAUGAUGUCCUGCAAGCCAUGUGCAAUUGCCAGUGGGGUACUUCACAGCCUGCUCAGACGCAGACAUCGACAUGGCCAGCAUCCCGUGGUGAAAGCGGUGAAAGCAUUCGUCAGGUGGCGGUUGCAUUGGUGAGUGUUCUGGCGGUCUCAAACGUACUAGAGGAGUUGCACUUGGUCGAUUGCCGUUUGAUUCCCCAAGACGCCUGGAUGAAGCUGUGCAAUGCCAAAUGGAAGCAGCUGCAGAAGGCUGAUUUCACAGGGUGCUUUGAUCGGGGGCGAGGCAAAGGUGCUGCAGCAUUGCUGGAGGUGUUGGCACAAUGCUCACAAUUGAAGGAGUUGCACUUGGUCCAUUGCAAUAAGAUUCCUGGCAAAGCCUGGAUGAAGCUGGACAAUGCCAAAUGGAAGCAGCUGCAGAAGGCUGAUUUCACAGGGUGUUUUGAUCGGAAAGUGGAGGAUGCUGAAGGCGCGGCCCCGUUGCUGCAGGCCUUGGCUCAAUGCCCAGAAUUGAAGGAGUUGCGCUUGGUCGACUGCUAUAAGAUUCCCAAUGAUGCUUGGCAGAAGCUGUGCGACUACAACGCGCAAUGGACGCUGCUGGAGAAGGUUGAUUUCACAAAGUGCUUCAAUGACUUCAGCAGAAGUUACUUCUUUGAUCAGCAGGAACCUGAAGGUGCAACCAUCUUGCUGCAGACGCUGGCCCGAUGCCCAAACUUACAGGAGUUGUCGUGCGGCGACUGUAAUGCGAUUUCUCGCGCCUGGAUGAAGCUGUGUGUGGCCGAAUGGAAGCAGCUGAAGAAGGCUGAUUUCACUGGGUGCUUCAAUCGGGCCAGGGCAGCUGACGGUAGCGUUGCUGUGCUGAAGUUGUUGGCUGGAUGCGAACAAUUGGAGGAGUUGCAGUUGCGCUAUUGCAGCGCAAUACCCAGCAACGGCUGGAUGGAACUGUGCAACGCCAAAUGGGCGCAGCUGAUGAAGGCUGAAUUUUGGGAGUGCUUCCACGAUGAGACCCAGCAGGGGGCCAGAGGUGCAACAACAUUGCUGCAAGUGUUGGCUCAGUGCCCAAAGCUCAAGGAGUUGGGGUUGGGCAGGUGCACGAAGAUUCCAAGCACCGCCUGGAAUUGUUUGAGCGAGGCCAAUUGGACACAGCUGAAGAAAGCUGAUUUCACGGCGUGCUUUGAUGAUGAGAGAAAGGGAACUGAAGGUGCAGCAACGUUGCUGAAAGUGUUGCAACGAUGCAAGCAGCUGGAGGACUUGCGCUUCGGAGCCGGGUCCCGGAUCCCAGCCACACUGUGGGAAGAAUUGCGGGCAGGGAUUUGGCCGCAACUAUCUCGUUGCACUGGCGUCCCUCAAGAGGAACAGGCACGCCUCAGGGGCAAGGCCGAUGACGAAGGUGACCACUUGCCUGACCGAGCGAAGGAUCCAGAGGGGUCCUGCAAUCCCAAGCGGACCCCCGGCGGAUCACUGCGUGCGGACGAACUCAAUGUCAACGACCAAGACGGCGUUCCGAAAGGCGGAAGUGGGAGGUUUCACCUCCCAAAGCAUCUUACAGCAGCUGUGAUGCCACACCGAUUCGACGAGGCAGAGGAUUGUGCAAAAGAGGAGCUCCAGGCACUGGCCAGUUGCAAGGACUUGGAGGACCUGAACUUGAGUUCUUGCUCUGCGAUCCCUACCAGCGCCUGGGAGAAGCUGCGGGUGGCGCGAUGGGCGAAGCUGCAAAGGGCCAACUUCGAAUCGUGCUUCGAUGCCGAGAGCAAGGGCGUAGGAGGUGCAACAACACUGUUGCGCGUGUUGGCCGGGUGUGCUGAAUUGAAGGAACUAAACCUGUUCUUUUGCAGUGCGAUCCCCGCCGCAGCGUGGAAGAAGCUGAAAGUGGCGCGAUGGCCGAAAUUGGAAAAGGCCAACUUCGCCGGGUGUUUCAAUUCUGACAGCGAAGCAGCAGAGGUUGCGGACAUAUUGCUUUGCGUGUUGGCCAAGUGUGCCGAACUGAAGGAGCUGAACUUGAGUUCUUGCUUCAUGAUCCCUGCCGCAGCGUGGAAGAAACUCGAUAUAGCUUCAUGGCCGAUUUUGCACAAGGCAAACUUCGAAGGGUGCUUCAAUUUGGACAGCGUUGGUGCAGAGGGUGCAGCCACAUUGUUGCGCGUGCUGACCAAGUGUGCUGAACUGGUGGAACUGAACUUGUCGCGUUGCGACGCGAUCCCUGCACUAGCCUGGGAGGGUCUGCAAGUGGAGAGGCUGUGGCCGAAGUUGAAGAGGGCCAACUUGGAUGGGUGCUUGGUGAAUUCUGAUGGUGGGGGUGCAGAAGGUGCAGACACAUUGCGGUGCGUCUUGCGCACGUGUCCUCAACUGAAGGAGGCCUGGACGGCCUGGACGGGCGGGCCAGCUGUGGAGGACCGAGACUAAGGCGUCGAUCAGGUCUUUCCUGUGUGGGGGUGAGCCUGAAUUUGUUUUGACACCUAAACGGUGUGUCACAGAAUGCCACGAAGAGGAAGGCAGAGAAGUGGAACGCGGUCAUAUGUCUGGAGUCGCAACUGCAGGGUGAUUUCUGCAGUGCCUGGGGCGUUUUGAGGUGCAAAACGACGUAGGGUCAAGUGUCAUGGCUUUCCAUCGGGCAUGCAACAUAUGCAACGACCAUUUUGUUUUUUUGCAGGUCGCGACCGAGCCGUGAGCGAAAUGCAUGACCUUCUGAUUUGCAUUUCGGGUGAUCUAAG
Durusdinium trenchii is the source of this 4956-nucleotide messenger RNA. The record is from the annotation of a GenBank genome assembly. Lineage: Eukaryota; Dinophyceae; Suessiales; Symbiodiniaceae.